Punica granatum (pomegranate) is the source of this 1552-nucleotide messenger RNA. The record is from RefSeq and is a predicted model, not a curated record. NCBI's taxonomy places the organism in Eukaryota, Viridiplantae, Streptophyta, Magnoliopsida, Myrtales, Lythraceae.
CGGAGACAGCGAACUCACAGUUCCCAAGCCCUAGACAGAGAGAGACACACUCCGCUCCCUCCGUCGGUGACGAUCGGAUUAUUUCCCUUUUUGCGGCGAAAUGUCAGGACAAAGGGCCGAUUUCAGCGAGUUCCCUCAGCCCAAACUGCCUCCCCCUGCCGGUGCUCAGCCCGAACUGCCUCCCCUGCCGGUGCUCAGCCCGAACUGCCUCCCGCUGCCGGUGCUCAGCCGGAGCUGCCUCCGGCUGCCGGUGCUAAGCCCGAGCUGCCUUCCCCUGCCGGUGCUAAGCCCGAGCUGCCUUCCCCUGCCGCUGCUCAGCCCGAGCUGCCUCCUCCUGCCGCUCAGCCCGAGCUGCAUCCGGCUGCCGCUUCACCCAGAGUUGUUCUGGAUCGUCAUGCCUACAAGAACCGCCUACAAGAACUCGCUCACAAGUCCUCCCUCCCGACUCCGGCUUACAGCACUGUCAACGAGGGGCUUGGCCAUCUCCCAAGAUUCCGAGCUACGGUGGUAGUGGAUGGGAAGAGUUACACCUCCCCGCGCACCUUCCUCCAUCGAAAGGAAGCAGAACAAGAUGUUGCGAGGAUUGCUUAUGAGAUUCUACUGGAAAAAGUCAACAAUGAGCAGCUCCCUCCUGUUCAUGAGGAUUUAAUAUUUAGCAAAUCUAUAAUGAACGAAUUUGCAACAAAGAUGCACUUGGAAAUGCCUACUUACAUGACGCGGCAGUUAGAGGGGGAGACUCCAUUGUUUGAGUCUUCUUUGAUAUUCAACAGUGUUACUUACCCAGCUUGUGUCGGGAAAAACAAAAAGGAGGCCGAACAGUUGGCCGCGCGUGCAGCUAUCCAGUCACUUCGAGGCAAGUCAGAGUCAGAGGCAUUGCUCGCCCCAAUAAUUAAGUCAAAGGCUAGAGUUUAUGCAUCCCUGAAUGCAAAUGGCUCAAAUAAUAAUGCCGUGCCUGUGGUUGAGGCUGCUACUCAUAAUGGUGGGACUUCAAUGGGAAAAGACACAGAAGCUCUUCCUGAUGAUACCAUGCUCACAUUUGUUGCUCCACGGCAUCAAUUUACUGCCCUACCAGGAGAAACCAGUGUAGGACUUAACCUACCAAUUACCUUUGUUCCUGCAUCUUCUGACCAGCAAUGUGAUGGUCCUCCAAGUUCUUCCAGAAAGAGGCGAAAGAACAAGAAAAAGGCUAGCAAGAGAGCUCGCUUUGACGGGAUGGUGGCAGGUGAUGUUGAUCUGUUCAAUCAAGCUGCUGAAUGUUUGGUCGAUGUCCCAGUAAAGGUCAACCAUGUGAAGUACAACUUUUGUGAGGGUCGCACUGAAAUGUAGCACGAGCUGUUGUAUUAGCUAAUAAAUUCUUAAUGUGUGAAAUCUUACCAGAUCUGUGUAUAUGCCCUCUUGUAUGCAGAGUCUACAGCGUCCAGUUCUGUCUAGUUUGUAGGGUUAAUUUUUCUGAACUGGACGAGUCUGUUCUGUCAAACCUGAGACCUGCAGCAUGUAAAUUCUUGUUAUGAUCUAUUUGAUUCCGGAUUCUAACGGGCUGAUCUGGAAAAAA